Colletotrichum higginsianum IMI 349063 is the source of this 2289-nucleotide messenger RNA. RefSeq lists its product as uncharacterized. The record is from RefSeq and is a predicted model, not a curated record. Gene Ontology annotation, biological process: transmembrane transport. Lineage: Eukaryota; Fungi; Ascomycota; Sordariomycetes; Glomerellales; Glomerellaceae. Gene Ontology annotation, cellular component: plasma membrane. Bases 1 to 2289 code for a protein of 762 amino acids. Gene Ontology annotation, molecular function: transmembrane transporter activity. The transcript has 2 exons.
AUGUUCUCGGAAUAUGCGUCCAGGUUCUUGGCGCAGUCGCAAUCCCGACUUUCCAACUUUGCAGGCCAAGUCGAAGGCAAUGAAAAUCGACCACGACAACCGAACGACUGGUCAUCGCGACCUCCGCGAAAUGGCGGACGGUCCUUCCUCAGCAGAGGCUACGGUGGAAACCCGUAUCAGGCGGGCAGCUCGCGUUUUGGGCAGGUGGGCUUCGGCUCCCGCAUUUCCACCGCCCAGGACGCGCCGCUCUUCCACAGCACGCUCGACGAGUACAUGGAGGACGACGAGGGGGACGAGAGGGACCGCGAAGCCGCGGAUAUGGCCGCCCUUCACAUGUCGCGGCGCGUGGCCGCCGCGAGCAAGAUGGCAGAGAGCUCUGAGACGGAACCAGACGCCAGCCGCGGCUCGCUGGAGCAGAGCAACGAGGGCCCCGGGCGCAGGUACCAGGACCGUGGCCUGCGGAGGGGUAUCCGUAGCAGCUGGAACGGGACGAGGAGUUUUGGCGGACGCACUCGCGGGAGAGAUGUCAUAGACGAGGAGGGAGAGGAUAUCCCGCGUGAGGGCUCCGAUCGGGAUUCGGACACGAACCCUAAAAUGGUCGACAUCGGGCUGGACUCCCAGAUCCAGGACGCCGAAGGCGAUCACGACGACGACGACGAUGACCCAUCUGCAUCUCUGCUGAACGAGGCGCCGACGGACUCUAGCCCGCCUGCAUUCCAGAAGUUCCGGCCCAAGUCCGGGGACCGCCGCAAAUUCCCGCUGAGGAGGGAAGCCACUCAAGAGGACGACUUUGAAGAGACUCAGCAGGCGGGCUCGGACGACGAGGCCCUCCCUGAGACGGUUCCCCUGGCCGAAGGGGAGAUUUUCAAGUACGACCCCUUUUUCGCAUGGAUAUUCCUCAUCGCAUUGGCCGGUCUGGUGUCUACGUUUGUGCUCGUCUGGCUGCACACGGGCACGCCUAAAAAGGGAUGGGGCGACACUGUUUACACGACAUUACAAGCAUCCUUCCACAUGCUGGCCGUCGACACUCUCAUAUCGGUCCUAGUGUCUUUUGUCUGGCUGGCGGCGCUUCGGUCAUUCGCACGGCCGCUGGCGCUCGUGAUUCUCGUUGCGGUGCCCAUCAUCAUGUUUUCCUUCACGCUGUAUCCCUUCAUUUCCAGCUACGAGGGCCGGUCGCAUGGGGCCAGUUUUCAGGACCGGGCCAUGCGGUGGGCUGCACUUGUCCCAGCCAUCUCGGCUGUAGUCUGGGUGUACAUGGCCUACAAGGGCAGGUAUGCCAUCCGCCAGGCAAUCGAGAUCCUGGAGUUCUCCACCAGGAUUCUCGCGGCGAACACGGCUCUCCUCAUCUUGGGUUUCGGUUGUCUGGCAUUGAUAGUGAGCUGGACGUGGAUCUGGAUGUGGAUGUUCUCGAGAAUCUUUUUAGGGGGCUACUUUUCGCGAAGGCUCGCCAGGUUCAUCAUCAGCGUGUCUAGCUGGUGGCUUGGGAUCUGGUUCGUCCUCAUGUACAUGUGGACCAUCGGCGUCAUCAAUGCAGUGCAGCGCGCGACGACGGCGGCGACGGUGUCACAAUGGUACUUUCACCGCAACGCGGCGCCGGCACCGACGUCGGCGGAGAUUGUCACGGCGGCGCUCAACCACGCGACGACGACCAUCUUUGGAAGCAUCUGCGAGUCGACGCUGCUGGCACUGCUCAUCCGGGCACCUCUUCUCGUGCUGCCUCGGAGAGUGGCCAACAUUCUUCAACACAUCGCAGCCAUGUGGAUUCCGACCCCUAUCGCGGCGCUCACGAAUCCUUUGACCAUCACGUACGGGGCGAUUCACUCGCAAAACCUGCACACGGCGGCGCGCGGCCUUAGCCAGAUGGACUUCCUCUCGCCGCAGCGGCCGACGACAACAUUGACACCGCAAGUGUUCAGCUCAAGGCGGUCCAGUCACUCCCCUUUGCUUCCCUAUCGACUAGCAAAGAUGCUUUUGUACGCAACACGGUUCAUCAUGGCCACGGCGCUCGGGUUUGCGGGAUGGGUCAUGACAGCGAAGCAGCUCUCGAUCGCUCUGCCGGAUGGGAUGGGGGUGCGGGGUUCGGCGUACGCAUAUGUGGUUGGCAUAGUGGCCAGUUUCAUUGGGUUUUCGGUCAUGGGAGCCAUGGAGGGGAUUCUCAGCGGCAUCUUGGAUGCGGUGGUCAUCUGCUACGGCAGCGAGCGGCGAAUGGCCAGCGGAGGCGGCGCCUACUGCAUGGAGGCGGCCUACCUCUUUGGUGAGAGGCGGCGGGACGAACGGGGCCUGCCUUGA